Molecule: messenger RNA, 1656 nt
Organism: Durusdinium trenchii
Lineage: Eukaryota; Dinophyceae; Suessiales; Symbiodiniaceae
Source: the annotation of a GenBank genome assembly
AUGCACGUUUCCUACCUUUCGCAUUUUAUCCUUUUUAGAGGCCACAGCUUUGAGGGCUUUGCCUUAAAGGGCAAGGGCAUUAACAGUGGAGGGAUUGGCGAGAGUUUUCGGCAUCCCACCAAGGUUCAAAUGUUCCUCCAAUACCAGCGACGUCUCGUUGGUUUUUCACAAGGCCACUGCGUCGGGGCGUUUGAUUCAGAGCUGAAACCGCGCUGCCCAGACAAUCUCAAAAGCACAGGUGGACAACAUCAGAAAAGAGAGGAUGAGUGGAACUUUGAAGAGAAGAGGAGUGGACAGAGUUCAGAAUUCCUUAAAACUGAAGCUGUGGAGAAUGGAAGGAUUCGUGAGGAUUAUUGUCUCAGGCUUUUCAAGCAAGCACACGUCUCAGCUGGAAUUGACUUCGACAAGUAUGACAACAUUGAGGUGACGACGCAUGGAGGUGCAAAAGAUGUGACCGCGAUCGAGACGUUUCAAGAGGCCUGCGAGAGAUACUCUUUGCCUGAUGAAUUGACUGCCAACAUUCAACGUUGUGGCUACGGAGUUCCCACUCCUGUGCAGAAGCACAGCAUACCUGCGGUGCUCGAAGGAAAUGAUGUGCUGGUGACCGCGCAAACUGGAAGUGGGAAGACAGCUGCCUUUUUGAUUCCAAUCAUUACUGCAGCGUUGAAAGCUGGUCCCAAGCCUGCUAAGGAAGGCGCCGUGUGCCCUACCAGCGUGGUGCUGUCACCCACCCGCGAGCUCUGUCAGCAAAUCACAGUCGAGGCUGAAAGGCUGACCUUUCGAAGCGGUGCACGUGUUUGUGCAAUUUAUGGCGGAGCCGAUGCUAUUCCACAACUGCGAAAAUUUGCUGGGGGCAUCGAGAUUGUGGUGUGCACUCCUGGCCGACUUGAGGACUUCCUGCAACGUGGUGUGUUGAGCAUGAAGGAGGUAAAAUUCCUUGCUCUGGACGAAGCCGAUCGCAUGCUGGACAUGGGCCGCUCGGUUCAUUCGCAGAUGAUGUUCUCCGCCACUUUCCCAUCGGAGAUCCAAGAGUUGGCCGGUGAUUUCCUGGACUCGAAGUAUCGAAGCAUUUCAGUAGGCGCAGUUGGUGCAACAACCAGCAGUGUGGAGCAGCGCUUUGAGUUCCUGGGUGCACCAAAAGUCAAAACUCUUACGGACGCGACCAGUGCAGACAAAUUCGAGCUUCUCCUGGACGCAUUGAAGGAGGUUGAGGGCGAGCAGGGCGCGGCAAAGACCAUUGUCUUUGCAAACUCCAAGGACAUGGUCGAUGACCUUAGAUACCGCCUGAGAGACAGCCGUGUUCGAUGCACCAGCAUGCAUGGAGGUGUCAGCCAAGCGCAACGUGAUCGGGCUCUGAGCGAUCUCAAGGGUGGCCUUGCCAAUGUCUUGGUAGCCACUGAUGUCGCUGCCCGUGGCCUUGAUUUGCCCGGAAUCGACCAUGUGAUAAACUAUGAUCUGCCACAGAACGCAGAGGACUAUGUGCAUCGUGUUGGCCGAACAGGUCGUAUUGGGAAUAAGGGCGUGGCCACGUCCUUUGUUGGCCGCAGGGAGCCCGCACUGAAGGACUGGCUGGAUGCUGAUGCUUUAGGCUACGGCUACAAGGGACAUUUUGACGCUAUUUUAGUGUUUCAGGCCGCCGCCAGAGGUAGCCAGUAG